CUGACGGGUACGGGCUUUAUAAAGCUAUGCUUUGAUAAAGAGUUGGCACCUCGCUUGCAAGGGCAGCUUUUUUUUCGAAAGCAAGUCGUUUUCGCGCGAAAAUUUCAACUAUUUUAACAGAGUCUGAGAAAACCGCGGAAAUCGAGCCCACAUAACCCAAACCCGGAUAACUGAGAAUUCAUUAAUCGGAUUACUUAAUUUCCUUUGUUUGUACAUUACGUUUUAAUGGUAAUGUUGCAUGUGAGUGUCGAAUGACGACAGGGGAAGUCGGUGAUGCUUAAGUCUAUAUCAGUUUAGUGUCUUCAAAAGCAAGGGUUUUACCCUUAGUUGUUCGCCAACUGAAGUGAACAAUGUCAUAUACAGGAAGCAAUUAAUACCAACAUGAAUCCCCCGUGAGUCACACACUCACGCACGCACGCAAGCCUGAUUGAACAAGCGCGAGCUCUGAAUAGCCGAAAAAAUCUGCAGAUAAUUCUUCAAGCCCCUCGCCCGCACUCUUACAGUUUAUGCAACAACUCCGUUAUCGAUCCGUUACAUGUUUUACAAAUAGUCAGUUUGUUUUCACCCUAGUUAUAAUCUUCCGCCUUCACAAAGGUGACGGUGUGGCCGGAAAUGCUUAUAGCGUUGACUCAUUUAAGUCUGUAAUUAUACAGGAAUGAGGCUCGCUUGUCACGCUAGAUACAACAACAAAUAAACAACUUACUAAAGAAAUGAAACAAUUUCCCAACAAAAUUGAUCUACAUAUAAUAAAACCUUUGCAAAAUACUCAGAGGCUUUCUGCAGACCAUGCCGCUCAGUCAGCGAGAACGUUCCAAGUGGCACUUAAGAGAACAACUGUUUUUCUCAAGUGACUAAAAAAACCGUCAGACACUCCUUAUUGCUUCGCCCAUGACGAGGAAUGUGCUACUUGCAAUCUAAAGUGAGGCGAAAUCUCCUUCAAAUUUCCAUUUCACGUCAGUCACUCAUCCACAUAGUGACAAGAGAACUCGCCAGACGUUGGCUUUUGCUGCCUCUUCGGACAAGGUCUCAGCUUACUGAAAACCAGCGGAAUGGCCUCUUCUAAAGAUUCCGCGUCUGGUCAGGCGUGGCGUGAUGAGCUACAGAGUUUUCUACCCCAUGCAUUGGACUGUGUAGAUCCAAACUGUCUACGUCCUCUCUGUGUCAACUUGAAACUUACUUUGAGGCACGUGCAGCUCUGUGAAAAGGUAGACAAGUGUACCAUCUGUCAAGGAAUGAAGUCCCUCGCUGCAACUCAUUCCAAUUCCUGCAGGGACUACUAUUGCCGUGUGCCAUUCUGCAUGGAAGCCAAGGUGACAACACAGCAGCAGAUGCUCAUGGAUGAAUUGGUGAAAACAUUUGAUCCAGGGUUUAACCGCUCAAACGAAGAUGACAGUCUUCAAAUGAAAGUGGGGGGUCAAGAAUGUGGAAAAGAUAAUGUCUCCGGGACUAAAGUCAAUGACCACCCUGUCGUUCCACUUACAAGAAACGCAACACCGAAAGCAGUUGAUCAGGAGAUGCUGCUGAAUGCAGAGGGAUGUCCUGAGCAGAUAAAAUCUUCAGUUGAAGACACAAUCGGGCCUGAGACACAGUAUCCUGCCGGGCCUGUUACAAAACUCGCAACACCGAAACCAUUUGAUGAGGAGGUGCUUCUGAGUAGAGACGAAUGUCUUGAGGAGAUACCAUCUUCAGACACAUUCUGGCCGACGACACAGUAUUCUCAAUCUGGCUGCAAAAUAGCUACGGAAGUUCCUGUGUCAGUGGAAUCUCUUCAGCCACAAUGGAUGGAAACUUCGCCACUCAUUUCAAGCCCGAAGCCUCCAACGUACUCCCAGCCUACUGCUCAGGUACAGUUACAUGAAAGUUUAUCGGUCAGCAGUGAAACGUCCAGCCCACGACCUUGGUGUGAACAGGUACCAUCUGCAACAGCAGAAGCAGCAACAGAUCCUGCGAACAACCAUUCCCAGGCAGGAACAAAACGAAAGUUACAGAGUUUUAUCUCUAACAACGAGUCCACUACACCAUCCAAGAUUCGUCGACGUGCUGUCUCUAGAGAAUCAAGCUCUCAAAAACAGGAUCGUCCCGAGGUUGAAAUUGUAGAGAGCAACUUAAUACGACAAUUGUCCCGAAAAGUGAGUGGUGCUGCUAGUUCAAGAGACAACAAAAACCAUCAAAAAAGAAAACCAAGAGAUAACGAUUUCUCGCCAACGAUGCCGUCAAGACAUAUUACUAUUAAGCAGUCUAAACAGGCAAGCACAACGCCAUUGUCAUCACUUCCAGUCCAUUACACAAAGAAGAGCUCCCUGUCAAAGACCUCAACUCCAAAGCCUGUGGCUCGAGGUGUCCAAGUUACCAAAGACCCUGUAAAGGUUUGUCGUGGCUUGUCUGAGUCUUCCAAAAUGAACUUUCGCCCAGUUUUUCAGGAUGAAGACCAGAUAACUGGUGAUUCAGCUGACUGUUAUAUCGAUGAGAUGUUCUCCACACCACCUCCAUCCCCAACAUUUGAAAUGUGGCUUGGCGAGACCAAUGGCAGUACCGCAAUGAAGACGGUCCUUUUAGAAACCCUGUUUCAACUUCUUGGCGUUAUAACUCAGCCAAAAACAGAACAGCAGGAAGCUGUUUUCGUUGACCUGUUAGAAAGGACACUUCGUGUCAUGAAAACAGAGAUAGCAAAGUAAUUGCAGGAUUUAAAAAGCACUGUGUGACUAUAAAGGACAAGAAAAGCCGAGGAAACCGUUCCUUUAGUUUUAUUAAUCUUUAAAAGCUACGGUUUUCUAAGCUACGGAUUGAUGUUUCGACUCAUUUCUUUUUGUUCAAGUGUUAUAAGCCGUUGUUUUCAGAGAAAGAAUCAUGGGUUGAUUUUCCAUUCGUACAAAUAUGAUAAUUUCACAAUUUGGCGAGUGUUUAAGUUAUGCUUUGGCGAAGAUUGUAGCUGGGCUUCAAUUCGGUAACCAGUGAUAAAAGAAAUUUUAUUUUUCCUGGUGAGGUGCCCGAGCCCAAACCAAAUAAGUGUUAUACGUUAGCCCUUCUUGGGUAGGCUACAUAGCAGCUUACAGGUCUAUGAUCAAUUGUCACUUUUCAGAGCAGUGUGUUUAUUGAGUUUGAUAAUAAUUCUUUUUAUAAAAGAAUCACAGUACACCACAUUUAAUGGUGCGAAAAAUAGCUAUAUGCUUAUCAAUUAUUUUUUAAUUCUGUGAAAAAGAAAGUUGUAUUUAGUGUGUGAUUCUUAAUAAAACGAGUGUUUUAAAGUUAACUCGAAAUUGUGUUGUGUUGCUUUUCAUCUUUUCAAGACUAACCGCAUUGGCCUUAAAACCAGAGUUUACAUGCGGCCACGAAGAAGCCGAUUUUUAAUCCAUGUUAGAAAAGCUAAGACAACUUUUAACGCAACUUUUGUUGCGGCAACGGUCGGCAACGGUAUUUACACGAUACGAUUUUUAACGCAACAUUGAAAAUUUGUCGCAAGUUUUUUAAUCACUUUCAAAAACCUGCAACAUGUUGCCGGAACAAAAUGUUGCGUUUUAAGUUGCCCUGUGCGCCAUGUUGCACGAUAUCGAUUUUUAGCUCCUCCCUACUUUUUUGCCCUAUUUCUCCCUCUUCCCAACUUUUUUUGGCGCCAUUUUUCCCUCCUCCCUAUUCUGUUCC
Molecule: messenger RNA, 3639 nt
Organism: Orbicella faveolata
Lineage: Eukaryota; Metazoa; Cnidaria; Anthozoa; Scleractinia; Merulinidae
Biological process (GO): positive regulation of transcription by RNA polymerase II
Cellular component (GO): transcription regulator complex; histone acetyltransferase complex
Molecular function (GO): transcription coactivator activity; histone acetyltransferase activity; chromatin DNA binding
Source: RefSeq, a predicted model, not a curated record